CCCACACGCGACAGUCGCGCUUCCGCCGCCGCCUCUCGAGACAUUUGCACCGUCAACAUACGCCGGCCACUUGGCGGAACCAGGUCGCAGUUAGUAACACCGUCGUCGUUGCUUUUGAUGACGGCCACUGGUGCACCCAUUCGCACCGCCGCCGCAGUCGACAAAACCACCGCCGCCGCCGCCGUAACCACUGCAGCCGGCGGUUGACGACAACCGGCGGGUCAGCGUAAACCGCGGGCGGUAUGUCCACGGUGCUGCAACAACCGCCGUCCGGAGGAGCACCACAAUCGUCGCUGCUGCCGCACCUGCAUCCGCACGGCCACCACGGCCAUCACUUGCACCAUAGGCCGGCCGCCGAACUACAGGCUGCAGCCCACAACCCGGAUGUCCUGCUCGCCCUGCUAGCCCGGAACAAAGCUCUGGAAGCUAGUAUACCAAAGUGUGGCGGUUGUCAAGAAUUAAUACUAGACAGAUUUAUAUUAAAAGUAUUGGAACGCACUUGGCACGCUCGUUGUUUAAAGUGUAACGAGUGUGGAGCCACAUUAGCCGACAAGUGUUUUGCAAGAAACGGAAUGCUGUUCUGUAAAGACGACUUCUUUAAAAGGUACGGGACAAAAUGCGCCGGUUGCGAUUUGGGAAUCCCGCCCACACAAAUAGUUCGGAGGGCUCAAGAUCUCGUCUACCACUUACAAUGUUUUGCAUGUGUCAUGUGUGGCCGUACAUUGAAUACCGGCGAUGAAUUUUAUCUAAUGGAAGAUCGGAAAUUAGUGUGUAAACCUGAUUACGAAGCCGCAAAAACGAAAGAGGGCGGAUGCCUGGAUGGUGAUCAACCAAAUAAACGUCCAAGAACGACUAUUACGGCAAAACAGUUGGAAACAUUAAAAAUGGCGUACAACAACAGUCCAAAACCAGCUAGACAUGUUAGAGAGCAGCUAAGUCAAGACACUGGAUUAGACAUGAGGGUAGUCCAAGUUUGGUUUCAAAACAGACGUGCAAAAGAAAAAAGGCUUAAAAAAGACGCUGGCAGAUCACGUUGGAGCCAAUAUUUCAGAACAAUGAAAGGUUCAAUUUCGCCUCGAAACGACAAAGACGACCUUAAAGUUGAUCUUGAUUCGAACUUUAGUCAUUCGCACGAUUUAGAAAGCAAUGACAGUUAUGGUACAAGCACGUUAACUAUAGAUCAAGAACACAGCUCUCCUUUACCCGGGAGUCAUCACCAUAAGUUUUUACCCGGCAACUCUUCACCAUCGUCACAUCAAUACAUGUCAUCACCCACUCAACACGUCACAACAUUUACAGCAGACAAUGGUUACAUCACAGUAGGUCCUACACAUUCUGCGCCUUCAGAACUAAGCGACAACAGUAGCACACAUGGUUUUGCAGAUUUCCCACCAAGUCCAGAUUCAUGGCUGGGAGAAACACCGCACAGAUAUUGAAAAUAUAUUAUCAUUAAUUAAAAUAAUGUAUUACGAAGUACAAAUCAAAAAUGUUCUUUUAACCUACCAAGGGAUAUAACAAACAUACUGACUGGGUGAGAACAUUAUAAUUUUUAUAUUUGUUAUUAACUAUUUGUGAUGUUUCUAUUCAUUUACCUAUUACAUAAUAGUUUCAUUUUAUUGAUGUAUUUUAACUUUGAUACCUAUACCUAUUUUUAAUUAUUUUGUUUCAGGAGAACCAAGUUUUUAAAAUGUUUAAUAAUUAUUUUAUUUCCUGUGUUUGUGUGACAUGUGUAUCAUUAAUAGUUCGCGCAACAGUUUUUAUGGUAUUUCAUUAGGUUUACGCCAAGAAUCGUGUUUAGAUGUAGAUAUUUUUUCUUUUUGAUCUCGAAUUUAUAUUCAUUUAAAUGUUAUCUUUAAAUAAAUCAAAAUAAUUGUAUACAGGCUAUGGAAUUUUGUUGUUUCAACUUAAAAAUACAUUGUCAUAUAUAAAAUUAUACAUGUGUACAUAUAAUAAGGCUACAUUGUAUCAUUGUAUAUUAAGUAUUACCCUUUG
Rhopalosiphum maidis (corn leaf aphid) is the source of this 1992-nucleotide messenger RNA. It is a transcript of the gene Lim3, whose product is annotated as LIM/homeobox protein Lhx3. The transcript is spliced from 7 exons. Bases 243 to 1436 code for a protein of 397 amino acids. The record is from RefSeq and is a predicted model, not a curated record. Lineage: Eukaryota; Metazoa; Arthropoda; Insecta; Hemiptera; Aphididae. Gene Ontology annotation, biological process: regulation of transcription by RNA polymerase II; neuron differentiation. Gene Ontology annotation, cellular component: nucleus. Gene Ontology annotation, molecular function: DNA-binding transcription factor activity, RNA polymerase II-specific; RNA polymerase II transcription regulatory region sequence-specific DNA binding.